Molecule: messenger RNA, 1311 nt
Organism: Mytilinidion resinicola
Lineage: Eukaryota; Fungi; Ascomycota; Dothideomycetes; Mytilinidiales; Mytilinidiaceae
Product: Pkinase-domain-containing protein
Exons: 3
Coding region: 1-1311 (436 amino acids)
Biological process (GO): protein phosphorylation
Cellular component (GO): cytoplasm; nucleus
Molecular function (GO): ATP binding; cyclin-dependent protein serine/threonine kinase activity
Source: RefSeq, a predicted model, not a curated record
AUGCUUUGUCCCGCACCUACGCUGGCAGAGCGCGCAGCACUCGUAGGCAGCGGCAAGAGCCGGCCCACAGCUCGCUCCACGCACGUCAAAACGGCCCAACCAACCCCACACCCGCCGGCCUCGCGCUCCAACACAACAACAGCCCCGCCCUCACCUCUUGCCAUCGCCAACCAACUCACCACCGCGAGCGCCAUCCUCUGGGACCCCAAGUACACCUCUCGCCCGCCUCCAGGCACGCUCCGGCCAACGCACGUAGGCACGCUCUCGCUGUCCGCGCGCACCGACUCGUCAAUCUCACUCACAACCCUCGGCGGCGCCCAGCAGAUCACCAUGGACAACCGCAAGCACCCGAGCUCCUUCCAGCAGCUAGAGAAGCUGGGUGAAGGCACUUAUGCCACAGUCUUCAAAGGUCGCAAUCGCCAGACCGGCGAGUUCGUCGCGCUGAAGGAGAUCCACCUGGACUCUGAGGAGGGCACCCCAUCGACGGCAAUCCGCGAGAUCUCGCUCAUGAAGGAGCUGAAGCACGAGAACAUUGUCUCUCUGUACGACGUCAUUCACACAGAGAACAAGCUCAUGCUCGUCUUCGAGUAUAUGGACAAGGACCUGAAGAAGUACAUGGACUCCCGCGGUGACCGCGGCCAGCUCGACCCGCCAACCAUCAAAUCAUUCAUGUUCCAGCUCCUGCGCGGCAUCGCCUUCUGUCACGAGAACCGUGUCCUGCACCGCGAUCUGAAGCCCCAGAAUCUCCUCAUCAAUGUGAAAGGUCAGCUCAAGUUAGCCGACUUCGGUCUUGCCCGCGCGUUUGGUAUUCCCGUCAACACCUUCUCCAAUGAAGUUGUCACCUUGUGGUAUCGGGCUCCUGACGUUCUAUUAGGUAGUAGAACGUAUAACACUAGCAUCGACAUCUGGUCCGCUGGCUGCAUCAUGGCCGAGAUGUACACCGGACGCCCUCUCUUCCCUGGCACCACCAACGAAGAUCAGCUCCAAAAGAUCUUCCGCCUCAUGGGUACCCCUUCCGAGCGUUCCUGGCCGGGCAUCUCUCAAUUCCCCGAGUACAAGCCCAACUUCCAUGUCUACGCCACCCAGGACCUCCGCAUGAUUCUGCCACAGGUCGACCAGCUCGGCUUGUCCUUGCUCAACCAGAUGCUACAGCUCCGCCCGGAGAUGAGGACCUCGGCGCAAUCCGCGCUCAACCACCCGUGGUUCAACGAUCUCCCGAUGCGACAGCAAGUCGCUUUAGCCGCAGCUCAGUCUCAAGGCCCACAGGCUCAAGGUAGUGGCGGGUUCCCCGUGUCGUCAGGUGCUUAUUAA